AUGGACGACCAAGAAAUCCUCGACAACAUAGACGGCCGCAUGCACGGCCCCAUGGGCGCAUUUAUCUACAAAUACUUCGGAAAGUUUCACUAUGACCACCAAGGUGAUGUAUUGAGAAUUUUCGCAGGCGGAAGAGUGAGCAGUCGCUGUGCAAUUCCAUCAGCUGCCCCAUCACCGGACAACUUCCUCCAAUGGUUUUCCAACUAUGUAUCGCAGGAGGUUGAUGGCGCUCGAGGCUCGUGGCAUAUAUCUGGCGACUGUGAAGCCCCCGAGCACGAGAGUGCUAACAACGGUACGCGUCUCCUCUUGACCAUUCCCAUUUUGCCAGCCACCGACACACAAAUGAGAUGGGGCGAUGUCCAGGUUAUUGGCCAGUUUUACCUUCAUGAUAGCGUUGAUUAUCAGGAAGGACUAGUGCAACUCUCUCGGUCCGCACACCAGGUCUUCGUCAGCCAACUACGCGGCUCUUCUUACAUGGGUUCUACAUUCGUGGCUCACGACGUGUACGAUGUUCGGCAAGACUUCGUCCUAUUUCUCUCCUGGAUUCUCAUCUACCAGCGGAUGACAGACCAGGACCUGGGGAAAAUCAAUAUCAUCAAGACGGAUAAGGACGGCAGCUACAUCAUUCUUGAUGGUGCGGAGACACCUGCUUUGCGAAAGCUCUAUCUCGAAAGCCAGCCACUUGCGUCGCGUGAAGGCCUUGUUGGUACCGGGACGACUUGCUAUCGGGCUAGAGUGCCUCAUUCGGAUCGAAGGAACUACGUCUUGAAGUUCAAAUGGCGUUGGGCCAGGGCGCGUCCCGAGGAUGAGCUUCUAAGGCUAGCCAAAGAGAAAUGCGUCUGGGGUGCCGUCUCUCUUGAUUAUUACAAAGAACUUGAGACUACAGCAAAUCUACGUCGAAAGCAGCGACAUGAAGUCGUUUGGAACGCCGACGGACUUGCCAAAUAUACAGAAGAAACCGACGACUUCUUUCAAAAUCGCAUCCUUACUUGCAUCGUUACUUCUCCUGUCGGCCGACCCCUUCACACUUUCCAGUCCCAAAAAGAAUUACUGCAAGUAUUUCGUGACGCUAUCAAGUGUCACCGAUCACUCUGCCAUGAUGCCAAGAUUCUUCACCAAGAUAUUUCCCCGGGGAACAUGAUCAUUCUGGAUGACCAAGAUGAACGGAAGCCGAAGGGGAUCCUGAUAGACCUCGAUUCCGCAAUAGAGCUCACAGAAGGAUUAGAAACGGAGUUCGGAAUUACCAGCACCAGACCCUUUAUGGCCAUUGGCGUUCUGAAGGGUGAAUGCCACACUUAUCGGCACGACCUCGAGUCCUUCCUCUACGCUUUCCUAUGGAUAGUCAUUACAAACCACUCGGAGGAUCCCCCAGAGACAAGUAAGCUUCGACGAUGGAGCAAUGGCGACUGGAAAGAACUAGCGGCACGCAAGUUUCUUGACAUGGAUCAGGAUGGCUUUCAAAGUAUUCUAGAGGAAUUCGCCCCCGAGUUCCAGCCCCUUAAGCCGCUCGCCGAAAGUCUCCGGCAUAUUCUAUUUCCCCUACGAGAUGGGGUGAUUUGGACAGGGACCGACGGCUCACCUGAAGCUGUAGACAAGCUCUACGAUGGAAUGAUCUGCGCGUUUGAAGAGGCGGUUGCGUCUGAGGGUGAGAACUAUAUGUGA
Messenger RNA from Clonostachys byssicola, 1662 nucleotides. NCBI's taxonomy places the organism in Eukaryota, Fungi, Ascomycota, Sordariomycetes, Hypocreales, Bionectriaceae. The record is from the annotation of a GenBank genome assembly.